CGUGCAAAGUCCCCAAGCCAUCGGGUGGUAAAAGUGCAUCUCAUCUCGGAGGACAUUUGGCGGGUGAUCCCGAGGAGCCUAAUUUUGAGGCCCUCCAAAGAGAAGAUAAUGUCCCAAGUGAAUCACUUGGGAUAAUUAACAAAGACGAAUUGCCACUUGGUCCCGUGUUCUCUGAAGGGCAGUUCCAAGAUGCCCAGGCCAUGAAGACUCCCGACGUAUGGGCGACCCACGAAGGGACUAAUAUUUUUCGGGAAUGCCUUUUAGGGGUCGAAGAUGGUGCCAACCCGGAUGCCUCGUUUAGUUUGACAAGGCUCAGCGUCUUCUUAAGCAAGUAAGUUUCUGCUUCCAUAAUUAUGCUCGUGAUUUAUUCUCGUUUUUUGAGUUUGAUCUCUUUUCUUUGUGUGAAGGCUAUAACGCUCCAUCGACAUGCAUUCUCCAAGUCUCGAGCCGAGCUCACCCGAUGCGAGGCUGAAAUCAAGAAGCUCGUGGAAGAGAGGGACAACCUCAAACUCCUCUAUGUUCAAAAAGAGGAGGAGAUUAGGGGCCUUAGAUCCGACUUUACGAAGGCUCAGUCAGAACAGAUCGAGCUUAUUGAGCAGGCCCAGCUGAAGGGCGAGCUGGUGGAGCAUCUUCGAGAAGUGCUCAAGGUGAAAGAGGCCGAGACCCUGGGAUGGAAGCAACAUAUGGAUCGUCUCGCCUCAGAGAAAGACAUGCUUCGGUCCCAGCUGACUUUGAUCGAACGCCAGCUUCAAAAUGUAAAGGGGGAAAGCUUGGCCCAUAGCCGAAAAAUUGAGGAGCUCGAAGCUAAAUCAGUCGCCGAGCUUGCGAAGGCCAAAUUUGAGGUAGAGGCAUUUGUGGCCUCUUAUAGAGCUGAUACCGAGGCUGCUAACAUUUGGGCAUAGGAAAUCUACACUGCUGCUGAAGUCAAAUUGUCAAGUGCUCUCGAUCAUGCCAGACGACAAUCCCGUAGAGAAACUCUCGAGGAAGUGCACGCUCGUAGCUUUGAUCUCUCAGCUGAUAUUAAAAAGGCAAAAACUUUGGAGGACGAGGCUGCCGCUUUACUCUGCGAUGAUAAAGAUUCUUCUAGUGGUUUCGAGAUCAGAGGAGAUGAGGUUGAAGUCCCCGAGGAGGAGGUUCCCGAAGAUGCAACUCUCAAGGAUGCGGAUCCUGAGGAUGCGGCUCUUAAAGUAGAUUAGGCUCUUAGGAUUUUGUUUUUUUUGUUUUUGUGUAAGGCCCCUUGUGGCCACU
Messenger RNA from Nicotiana tabacum (common tobacco), 1248 nucleotides. The record is from RefSeq and is a predicted model, not a curated record. NCBI's taxonomy places the organism in Eukaryota, Viridiplantae, Streptophyta, Magnoliopsida, Solanales, Solanaceae.